UCUCUUGUCUCUUAAUGAAAAGGCAGCGUCCUGCCGGUUGCUUGCAAAAAAAAAUCAGCAGAACUAUGAUUUUUUGCACCUAGCCCAAUACAUUCAAUAGCUAAAUUGGUGCAACAGAAAACUUCAGUUGUUGUUUAACUUAGAACUUAUCAAGGUUUUCAUGAUUUAAACCCUUUAAGUGGUUAGAUCUAAAUUUCACUGUUCAGUUAAAUGUAGAUCUUCAGUUUCUGUUCUAAUCUGACAAAGUUGAACCUUGGUCUCCUUCAAAUUCUUUAAGUGAAAAAAGAGAAGAGGAUCUACUACACUCUCAAGCUUAUCGUAAAAGUAAUUGUGCAAUUAUGUUUUGGAAUGAUUAUCCCUGAUAUUACCUGACAUUGUCUCGAGUAAAUAUCAGGCUCACAGAUUAGGGAAUCUUAUUCUGAGCUUUAAUUGUUGAUAUCGCCACCUACAGAAUAGUGAAAAGCAGCAUUAUUAGUACGUAUAUAAAAAUGAAAGCUAUGUAAUGGCCAAUACUUGUGGUUCCUUUGGCAUCACAGACAUGUUAGAAAUCUUCCUUUGGAACUUUAUCGCCUGUGUUGAUUUUUUAAUGUAGUUUUAAUAGAAUUAUAGCUGUCACAUUCAUUUUGUGGAUGAUGUAUCAUGUUCAAGGAAGAGCUUUCAAUACCAUUCUGUAUCAAAAGUGAGGUUCAGAUGCACUACAGCACACAAUCUUAUUGGUUGUUUGUUUAUUCGUGAACAAAUCUUAGUUAUUCUCUUCAGAGGCCUGUUAUUUAGUGCAAAUUUAUGGUUUUGUUAGUGAAGACUAAUAUUAGGUGAGAUUGCUAGAUAAGCACGAAUUUCGGCUAUGCCUUUUACGGUUUUCUUUCAUGUAAAGAAAUUUCUUAAGAUCAGGCAAUUAAGAUUUCUCUUCUCUCUCACAAAGUAAAGAAUGCAAGUAAUGUUAUUAUUUGAAAGAUUAAAAAAUAUCUAGCUUGAAGAUUCUGCCAGUUUUUGCUAAAUCAAAUUGUUUUCUCAACUGAUAUAGGGAGGCAACUGCAAUAUUUGAAAAUCCUAUCAAACUAGUGAUAGGAGUUCCAGAAUGAACUUUCUGUGACAGAGAGCUGAAAACUUAGCAACUGUUUGCUUUCUUUUAAUCUAAAUAUGCAGCAAUCAUGGUACAAGUGAACAGGCAUGCCUAAAAAAUACAUCUUCAUUGAGAAGUAAUAGAAUAUGAACUUGUAAAGGUCGAUAUUGUGCAAAGUUACAGCAUUCCAGCAAGAUACAACAAAGGAACAUCACUGGACUUAUGUUGAAAUUUAACUAUUGUUGCAUCAUGUGAUGAGCCUGGUGGCACCUUUCUUUUUCAACACUUCAAUUGAAAGGAAGCGGCUAGUUGACACUCUUUCCUACCUGAUAUCUAUCAACAUAGCCACAUCGGUUUGUGCCUCUUCAGUGGAUGGUAUAGCCUAAAGAACAUUUGCUAGACUCGAAAAAAGCGACAAACAAAAAAUCAUCAGCUUUGCAUUUGUUCCUUUGUCGGGGAGUAAUUAUUCUCUAUGCUUCUUUUAAUUUUUAUAUGUUGUUACAUUUUAAUUAUAUCUGGUCUACAUCUAUGGCAUUACCUAAUGAAUUACUCCCUCCGUUCGGAAUUACUUGUCUCGGAAAUGGAUGUAUCUAGAACUAAAAUACAUCUAGAUACAUCCAUUUCUACGACAAGUAAUUCCGAACGGAGGGAGUAGUUUGGAUAAUGGCAGAGUCACCCUUCUACCUUGUAUAUUAUCUGCUUAUCGAUUUGAGUAUUCUAUGAAAUUCCAUGUCGUAAAAAAAAUCAUAACGUGUAGGAUUCAUGUACUUGGUUCACCGCUGUUUCUUCAUCCCUCAUAUGUAAGUGAUGCAUGAAACCUAUCUAUUUCCGAAAAUGCUGUGUCUCAUACUGUUACAACUUGUCUUAACAGUACUCAAAGGGGCACCUUCCUUGCUAAGCAAAACAUGUUUUCAUAAGAUGUACCUAUUUUGGCCAGGGAAUCCUGAUACUUAACAUUCACAAUAUCAAAUAAAAACAAAAAGUAAUAGAUCCAAUCAACACAGAAGUUGAUGAUAAAGGAAGAUACUUCAUUUUGGAGAACCGAUUCGGGUUCAGUUGGCUAAUGGCAUCACACCGAGCCCACCCACAUUCGACUCUCACCUCCGUGGAUGCUCAUAUUUUGAAAUGCUCAAAAAUGCAUUUUUAGGUUCUUAACUAAAGUUCUUGAUUUCAUUGGACUUCCCGAGAUUUGAUGAAUGAUAGAGAUAGCAAUAUACUGCACUGUUGUGCCUAAUGUGACUGACCACCUUGACUUUGACAAUACUUGAGGACAACUGGUCUGGAAUCUGGAUCUAAAGCCAUUUUAAAGUGUUCAUGAAAGGGGUGGUCCUGGUGAACUGCCAUCAUGAUUGUUUCAUAUGAGCUAGCCAUCAUAACUUUGGUCAAUUAAGAUUUCGCUCCAGUUGUGCAUGUAUAAAUAUGUUAUUUGUUCCUACUGCAAGUUUCUUGCUUUAUUCUUCUCGUAUUUGCUACUUCUGGAGUGGCAGACAUGUCAUGUCUGGAUCUACUAAGUGCACUAAGCAACCUCUUCUCAACUGAACAUAAUGGUACGAGAACCAGCUAACUGUGAUUAGAGAAGUCAUCCCGCCCCCGCGUCGCUCCAACAGGGGCGACACGGGCGGCUAACCCUAGCCGCCGCCGGCAGCCUCCCCUCCCCUUCCUCUCCUCCUCGUCGCCACCAGAGGAGCCCCCGAUGCGUCGUGCGGCUGCCAAGGAAGGUGGCGGCGGGGCCUUCGUCAUCCCUUCGCGGAGAUCCGGAUCCACGGGGCGGCGGCCCCUGCUGGUUUGGCGCCGUCGUUCGCGCCCUGGACGGUGUGCGCAGGGACUCUGCCCGGCGUCCUCGAUCGCUCGGGUGGUGGGGAGUCGGCGCUUGGCGGCGGUAGUUUGGGGGCCUUCGUCCUCGCCAGAUCUGGAGGCCUGUUGCUCCCUCGUUCCCGCUCCUUCCCCUUUGCGCUUGAGGCUGGUGGAUGCUGCUGGUUCCGGUGCUUCUGGGGAUGGUGGUGCAGAUUGGGACCGGGGGAAACCCUAGGCCGGCUAGUUCGGCUCGACAGCGGCGUCGGCUUUGGGCGACGCAUCCUUCCUGAAGGCGGUGUCGUGGUCCUUAUUCUUGCCACCUCCGGUCCUCUCCCGGGUGAAAACCCAAAAUCCGGCCUGGAUUGGGCAGCGGUGGCGCCAUGGGCGUCAUCUCCUCCUUGGAGGCGUUGCCUGGGGAGCUAGGACUCGGGUGUGGGCUCAUGAAGGUGGGGGCUUUGGCCGCCGGCUGGUUCUCUGCAGCUGCUCGCGGCGGCUUCAUGUUGUGCAGAGUGCCCCUUGUAUCUUUAGGGCGUUUCUUGUUUUUGGUAUUCGCGUCGGAGGAGCGGCGUGGCAUCUGGCACGUUGACAACGGCGAUUCUCAGCGGCAUGGAGCAGUGGGGGUUUCGCCGGUGGGCGUGUGAUGAUGGACGAGCGCAGGAUGGUGGCGCUGUCUGGCGUCGUGGCGGCGUCGAUGGCAGAGAGACCUGGCACGGUUCAUGCAACAGUACAGCUCUGAAGAUGGAUUGAUGGUACGUGGCUGCGGCGGCCUCAUACCCGGCAGGGGUCCUGGUUGAAGAGCACGCCGGACUGGUGGGUGCCCAUACCCGGCAGGCGUCCUGGUUGGGACCUCAGGUCUUAGAUGUUAGGUCCGACUGUGAGGUCUGUUUGGUAUUAGGCCCAGACUAUCAGCGCCCCUUCAUCAGUUAGAUAGGAGUAGCGACAGAGGUUGCGAAGAUGGUGGCUUUGGUCUUACUGUUGUACGACUUUGUAAGGUCUUGUGUUAAUAAUUAAUAAAUUGGCCGUACGCAUCGUCCAGAUGCAGAGGCCGGGGGUCUUCCUCCUUUUCGAAAAAAAAAGAUUAUCAGCAGGUACUUCUUUUAAUUGGACAUUAUUUUCAAUUGUUCCAAGUAAACUAGCAGAUAGGAUGGAGUACCAGACUCUUUUGGUUGGUGUUGGAAUUCUAUAAAAGACAGAGUCAUGAAAACCAAGUGAACAAAACAAAAUAGGUUGCAUGACACUUAACAGUAACAUGUAGUGUUGGCUUCACACUUCGAAUUGUACGGUACGCAUUUCUUUUAAAACUCUUCAGAGGAUUGUAGAAUAUAUCGUGUGUCAUUCCUAUUUUUAUCAUUCUUUAGUCAGAUGGCGGCAUCGUGAAUAUGAGCGUACAAGAAAGGAAAUUGUAGAAUACUAGAGUUUAAAAUGUUAUUCUGACCUUUCAAACUAGAACAAAGCCUUAACAGUGUAAAGUGUAAAUGCCUUUACAUCAGACAUAUUCCUCACUAAAUAUUCAUUGUAAUCAUGGGCCACUUGAUUAUCUAGCAUGGGGCAGUACAAGCAACAUGGAUUUUAUAUAUUACAAGGAAUUCAAUACACUUUGAACAAGCUGUAACAUAUGCCCUUGUACAAGGUAGCUAUUUAGGCUACUUUGUGAAUUGCAACAGCGAUGUGUUGUUUGACUCUUCCACAACCUGCAAGGACUGGCCUACCAAUUAUUCUUUGUCCUCAGGAGCCACAAUAAAAUGCUCACAUCCAUGACAGGUCUAAAUCACCAUUUGCCUCAAGUGCGAGAGGAGGAUCCAGAGUCCAGUUGCAACAACCUCAGAAGCUAGUCCAAACUAGUGGGAGGUUGUGUGCACAAACCAGAAGGUAGACUGAAGAAUAGUAAUGGCUCGUGGUAAGGUUCAGAUGAGAAGGAUAGAAAACCCAGUGCACAGGCAGGUCACCUUCUGCAAGCGGCGAAUGGGCCUUCUGAAGAAGGCAAAGGAGUUGUCCGUUUUAUGUGAUGCUGAUAUCGGUGUCAUGGUGUUUUCUCCUCAUGGAAAGGUUUAUGAGCUAGCUACCAACGGGAACAUGCAAGGCUUAAUUGAGAGGUACAAGGGUAGCAACACAGAAGCACAUGGUGAAAGUAGCGAGCAGAACAAACCCGAGGUAAUACAGCAAGAGGUACUACUCUUAAGGCAAGAAAUUGACUUGCUUCAAAAGGGCUUAAGGUACAUGUAUGGAGAGAAUGAUAUAAACCACAUGAAUCUCAAUGAGCUGCAAGCCCUGGAGAGUAACCUUGAAAUUUGGGUACACAAUAUCCGCUAUACAAAAAUGCAGAUCAUAUCUAGGGAGAUUGAGAUGCUCAAGACCAAGGAAGGCAUACUGAAGGCUGCCAAUGAUAUACUUCAAGAAAGGAUAAUUGAGCAGAGCGGGAUUCUGGACACCGGCAGCAACAUGAUGAUGCCACAAUUUCCCUUCCAGCGAACCAUGGAGGGUGGAUACUACUUCUAGCCUAAACAACCAACCUAUCAAGCUAUCUCGCCAGUUCGGGUUUGAGUUCAACAAGGCUACCCUUUAUGGAACUCACAUAACCUUAUGUGUGCCACUUCAUGUUGUAAAAAGGAGAAAGAAGAUCAGCAUCUGUCGAUGUACAUGCUUUUUCAUAUGUAGACUCAUCCUCUUUCAGAUUGUCAUAUGUAGACUCAUCCUCUUUCAGAUUGGACUGUUCGCAGAUUGCAUGAUGUUACCGCAGUUCACCCUCCAGCUAACCAUCGAGAGGAGUACUCGUGUAGCCCGAAUGACCGACCUAUCCAAGUUAUCUCCUAGUUCCGAUUUGAGUUCGACAAGGCGACCUUGCAAGGACGUCUCAUAGCCUUGUGUGAUUUGUCUCCUAGUUCCACUUCAUGAUGUAAAAAAAGUACAAACAAAAUCUGCAUCUGCAUCUGUUUCUGUAUAUGUAUCUGUACAAGUUUUUGCAUAUGUAAAUUCACUGUCUUUCA
Messenger RNA from Aegilops tauschii subsp. strangulata, 5841 nucleotides. Its product is annotated as MADS-box transcription factor 26. Gene Ontology annotation, biological process: positive regulation of transcription by RNA polymerase II. The record is from RefSeq and is a predicted model, not a curated record. Gene Ontology annotation, cellular component: nucleus. Lineage: Eukaryota; Viridiplantae; Streptophyta; Magnoliopsida; Poales; Poaceae. Gene Ontology annotation, molecular function: protein dimerization activity; DNA-binding transcription factor activity; RNA polymerase II transcription regulatory region sequence-specific DNA binding.